This is a messenger RNA of Zingiber officinale, 597 nucleotides long. RefSeq names its product probable pectinesterase 15. The coding region runs from base 1 to 597 and encodes 198 amino acids. Lineage: Eukaryota; Viridiplantae; Streptophyta; Magnoliopsida; Zingiberales; Zingiberaceae. The record is from RefSeq and is a predicted model, not a curated record. The transcript has 3 exons.
AUGGAGCAGCAGCAGCGGUGCUUCUACACAGCCUACACCUCCCUCACCACCAUUUUUAACAGUGCUCUAUUUUGCUCCAAUUUAGAUCUCGUGGGUGGGCCAGGGGAUCCAGAGAGCCAGGGGCUGGAUUCGUUGAAGAUCCAUCGAAGCCCUGUGAGCAGCUUCAUCGCCGACGGCGUCAAAGCUACCACCGUCAUGAGUACUCCAAUUAUGAAGCCGUUCUUCUUUUGGACCUCAGCGGUCGCCGUCGCCCUCGUCUCCAUUCUCCUCCACCUCAACCACGUUCUCCCUCACGGCCUACUGGUACUUCCUAGCGCCAACACCGCCAGCAAUGCGCUGAGCCCGUCACUCCUAUGGCGGAGCGGCCGCCACCGCCAUCGAAGUCACCACCGGAGGCGGCCGAAGACAGGGUGGUGUGAUAGUUCCAGGUGGGCGUCGCCAAUCGCUUCCGAGCAGAACGUGACGCUGGUGCUCACCGUGGAUCAGCAGGGGUGUGCAGAUUUCAGUAGCGUGCAGAUGGCAGUGGACGCUGUGCCGGAGUUUAGCCUGAGCCGGACGCUUAUCAUCGUCGACGCCGGCAUCUACAGGUGGUUUUAA